AUGUUGUCCCACCUCCGAGCCCGGAGCAGGAGCUCGUUCCACAGCUACAAACCCGGCAGCCGGACUCAAGCCGCCAAGGAGCCGCUGGACCACGUGGACUUCACCUGCACCUUCAAGCCCUGGAGCUCCAUGCAGGAUCUGAGCAGAGACAUCUACGAUCUUUACGAUGAGUACGAAGAAGAGGAGGAUCGGUUCCCGGUGCCGCCCUCGUACCUGCUGAUGUGUCCGAACAAACACUUCAUCCUCAACAUCAACGUCGGAGGAACGGUUUACCACCUGCCCUACAGGCUAGCUGCCCGGUAUCCAACCACCCGGAUCGGCCGCUUGGCCACGUGCUCGGACCACAGCAGGAAGUUGGACCUGUGCGACGACUUCAUCGUCCAGAGCAACGAGUUCUUCUUCGACCGAGAUCCCAAAGUCUUCCACAACAUCUUCAGCUUCUACAGGACGGGCGUCCUCUGGAUCAAAGACGAACUGUGUCCACGCAGCUUCCUGGAGGAGAUCAACUACUGGGGCGUCCGGAUCAAGAACAGCCAGCGCUGCUGCCGCAUCUCCUUCGAGGAGCGGCAGGACGAGCAGAGCGAGCAGCUGAAGAUCCAGAAGCAGCUGAUGGCCGAGGUGGAGGUGGAGAGGGAGGAGUUCUUCCACGAGAUGGCGUUCGGCUCGACCCGCAGGAGAAUCUGGGACCUGAUGGAGAAGCCGUUCUCCUCGGUCACCGCCAAGCUGAUGGGCGUGGCCUCCUCCAUCUUCGUGCUGGUGUCGCUGGUCGCCAUGACGCUCAACACCGUGGAGGAGAUGCAGUACAAAACGGCCUCGGGUCAGCCCAGCGGCCGAUUCUACGGCGAGUACGUGGAGUCGCUCUGCAUCACCUUCUUCACGCUGGAGUACCUGCUGCGCCUGGUCUCCACCCCCGACCUCCAGCGCUUCGGACGCAGCGUGCUGAACAUCGUGGACCUGAUCGCCAUCCUGCCGCACUACCUGCAGAUGAUGCUGGAGUGCUUCGAGGACGAGGACGCUCACCUGCACGCAGGAGACAUCGAGACCGUCGGCCGGGUCGGAAAAGUCGGGCAGGUUCUGAGGAUCAUGCGUCUGAUGAGGAUCUUCAGGAUCCUGAAGUUGGCUCGUCACUCGACCGGCCUGCGGGCGUUCGGCUUCACGCUGAAACAGUGCUACCAGCAGGUGGGCUGUCUGCUUCUCUUCAUGGCGAUGGGGAUCUUCAUGUUUUCAGCCGUGGUCUACACGGUGGAGCGAGACGUUCACAACACAAACUUCACCUCCAUGCCCCAUGUGUGGUGGUGGGCCACAGUGAGCAUCUCCACCGUCGGCUAUGGAGACAUGGUCCCUGAGACCAACCUGGGCCGGAUCUUCGCCUUCGCCUGCAUCUCCUUCGGCAUCAUCCUCAACGGCAUGCCCAUCUCGGUGCUCUACAACAAGUUCUCAGACUACUACACCAAGCUGAAGGCCCACGAGUACACGGCCGUCACCAAGGCCCGAGGGAACCUGCACCUGGCCAGGAGGGCGGCCAGGAGGUUGGCCGAGUGCUGUGAGGACGUCGCUGAGCCAAAGACCUCCGGCCUGCACCCAGUCCGGCUGUAG
Limanda limanda (common dab) is the source of this 1596-nucleotide messenger RNA. It is a transcript of the gene kcnv2a, whose product is annotated as potassium channel, subfamily V, member 2a. The record is from RefSeq and is a predicted model, not a curated record. The transcript is spliced from 9 exons. Gene Ontology annotation, biological process: protein homooligomerization; potassium ion transmembrane transport. Gene Ontology annotation, molecular function: voltage-gated potassium channel activity. Bases 1 to 1596 code for a protein of 531 amino acids. Lineage: Eukaryota; Metazoa; Chordata; Actinopteri; Pleuronectiformes; Pleuronectidae. Gene Ontology annotation, cellular component: membrane; voltage-gated potassium channel complex.